Messenger RNA from Corvus hawaiiensis (hawaiian crow), 3665 nucleotides. RefSeq lists its product as uncharacterized. The coding region runs from base 1994 to 2944 and encodes 316 amino acids. The transcript is spliced from 5 exons. The record is from RefSeq and is a predicted model, not a curated record. NCBI's taxonomy places the organism in Eukaryota, Metazoa, Chordata, Aves, Passeriformes, Corvidae.
AUGUAAUUCCUGGCGUUGUGUGGCUCCAGGGAACAUCCUGGGGUACAGUGUGGCCCUCAGCCCGUGGCACUGAAGAGAGCAGUGAAACCAGGAGACUGCAGGGUCCUGAAUCUACUCCCAGAUCAUGCCAAGGGGUGAAAAUCCUUCUUAAGGAUUAGCACUGGGAAGUGGAGCUGAAAAAUUCCCCUCUUGAAGGUGAGCAGCAAUGAACUGUGUGUGUGUGUAACACUAUCAGAGCGAGGCACUGGUGGCUCAGCAGGGAUUUUGUGCCUGUUUUAGAGCUGGAUUUUGGCCUGCUGCGUGUACUCCAUGUCUAGAUCCUGGUCUUUCCCCUCUUUUGUGGCUGCACGUUGAGCACUGUCCUUUCCUGAGCAGCACAUAAUGAGGCCAGGUGGAUCCAGCCGAGGCCUGCUGGUGUUUCCAGGCUGGAUAUCCACCAGGACUGGAGUUUCCUGGAGUUGCUUGUACUGUGGGGUUCUUAAAAUCCCACCAUGGGAAGGGAUAACAGGCCCUGCUCACCUUGUCACUUCCCUAGGGAAUACCUUGCUUCAAACUGGGCGGAAAAUCCACGUUUGGGUGUCCUUUGCACUCCCACCAUGUCUCCUCCUGGGACAAAGGUUGCCGCAACCCUGUCCUGAAGGAAGUGGGAGUUUUCUUCCAUCUGGGACUUGCCCUGGCUAUCCAAUGUCACAAUUCCUUUGGGAGAUCAGGUGCCACUCGGGUGGCUCUGGCUGCAUCUCACCUUCAGCUGGAGAAGGACUCGGGUGUGCCAGGGUCGAGCUGGUUCUUCAGCCACUGGAGACAGCUGGAUCUGCAGGGGUGGACUCAGCCCUUCCCAUUUCAGAUCCUCUGGCACAAAUAGCCCUUGGGAAUGCUGCUCCUUCCCUGCUGCUGAGGUUGGACACGCGGUUUUCAGCAGCCGACGGAACGUGGAGGCAGGGACCGCUUGGAUCGUCGCAAUCCUUGUUCCCAGCCUCUUACAGAAGAGUGGAGAGGCCCCUCCAAAAAUCAUCUCCCACCUCUUCGCCUUCUCCCACAGGUGACUGCAGUUCCACGCUGGGAGCAGCAGAUCCCAGCAGCAGGCAGGGAGUGCUGUGGGCUGGCACAGGGACCACAGCCUCCGGAUGCGGGCUGUUGCCGGUCCACAGCAGAAGCGGCGUUUGCCAGCCGAAGGAGUUGGCCUGGAAACCCUCAGUCCCUCCGUGCUUGAGCGCUGGGGCUAAGAAACAGCAUGUCUUGGCUCUUAAGGGGAUGUAGCAGGAAUGUUCUGUCCUUCCCAAAUAGGAAGAAACACUUGGAAAUAACAUGAGUUUCAGGGCUCGGACAUACGGAGGGCAGAGGCUGCUGUGGAGUCAAAGGAAAAGCAAAGGGCUUAAGUUCUGUCAGUCUGAUCCCCCAAAAAGCCCUUGGGAAUGUAGUUUUGAUCCAAGUGAGAUACUACACAAAAUUAGGGUGGUUUCACAGCACUUUGAGGGGGGACAAAAAUUCAGGAAGGGAAAAUCCAACCAGUAUCAGGAAGUUCUUGGUUUGAAAAGUUUAUGAUGCAAAACAAGCAGGUUUUAUUGGAACUAUUUUUUCAGACUGAGGUAAAAAGGGAUUGUUUUAAUGCUUUCUUCAAGGGAGUUUAAAUCAAAAGCUUUUUGUCGUUCCAAGUGGAAGCAGGAAUGCCCAGUUCUCUGGGAUGAAGUCACAGGUCUCCACGUGGCUUCAUGUGUCCGGGGGCGAUCCUUGUCACCCUUCCUGGUGCUAAAUAGCACUGAAAUAGCUUAAGAGCAGCAAUUUCUCAACAAAGCAGGUUUGGGGGUUUUUCUCCUGAAGUACUGAUUCCUGGCGGAAAGUUACCCACCGGGACAAAACAGCUCUGGGUGGAAUUUGAGAUGCUUUGCCCGGAGCUGAAGAUCCACGUGGGUCGGACAAGGAGCAGGCCUGGGCUCUGGCCACCCCUGUGGCGUCUGUCCCCCCGGGAGGGAGGCUCGGAGCCGGAGCAGAGGGCAUGUGCUGGGAACUGGGAGUGAAUUCCAGCGCUGAUCCCUGCCCGCUGGCCACAAAGCCGCUGCCUGUGCUGCUCCUGCCGUGCUUUCCAAGAAUGCCAGCAGGGCUCCACGGCAGCAGGACGACUGGCUCUGCAGCCCUGACAUUUCCCAUCAGAAGGAAGCGUUGUUUUCUUGCCAGCUGCGAGGUUUGCUCGGGAAGAGCUGUCGGGAGUGACUCGGGAGGUGCCGCUGCUGCUCUGCCGGCUCCCCAUGGCAUCCCUGUUUCGGGCAGGAGCACCGAGCGGAUCCCUGGCCCUGCUGCUCCCUGGAUCCCAGCACAUGGAGAAGCAGCUGGGAUCUGUGUCCCUGUGCCUUGCCCUGGAUGUGGUGGAUGCAGAGUUUUCCCAGCUGGAUUGGUGUCAGACAGAACAGAGUGGAUCAAGGAAUGUGAGGGGCUGAAGGCUGGGAGGACCCUUGGGUGUGCCAGGGCCGUGAUUCAUGGGAGCCUCUGGCUUGGUUCCCGGAGCAGACUCUGUGUCUUGAAGGACCGGCAAGUGUGGAAUAGCCUGCCCACAAAUAUUUCACCAGGACACAGUAUCUCCUGCACCUUUCCCACCUGGCUCCGCCACGGAGCGCUGGAGGCGGAUUAUCCAGCGAUCAGCGCUGAUAAAGUCCUGUUUCCACUCUCAUCCAGCCAAAUAUUCCCUGGCAAAUGUGGGGCGUGGCGCUCAGUGCUCCCGUGGGAACACGCAUGUGGCUUCCACCACGCCGAGGAGAGCUGUGCGAGAGGAGCAGGAGUUUCUCCCAGCUGUGCCAUCAGGGACACAAACUCCCCAGCUCCAGGACCUUUUCCUAAAGAAUCCAGGGAUGUAUUUUUCUGGAGCAGCUGGUACUGGAUUGGAAGGUCAUUGUGGUCAUGGAGGCAGUGGGAAGGGAGCCGAUUUUCCCAAGGGGCCUCCCUCCAGCACUGAUCCCGCUGGCAGCAGCUGUGAUCCCGAUAACCCUGCGGCCAGUUGAGUGCUGAUGUCCCUGUGGGCACCAGGAUGUUCCCUUUGGACACCUGAUAGGCGCUAUAAAUACCAGGUGGGCUCAUGUUCCCUCAAGCACCAAGCGGGCUGUGCCAAGUCACCCCAGAUGGUCAGGCUGAGAGAUCCCUGUGCCAGAGAAGUGGCUGCAGCCUUUGGAAAAGGGACUGAGUCCCUGCUGUGGGCGUUUGAAGGCUCCACACCCUUGGCCAGGUCCCUUCUGCCAACUUCUUUUGCGGUACUGGAGUUGCCUGGGAUCUGCAUCCCACGGGUCAGAAGCAUUCUGGGGCCUGAUAGGAGAGAGUCAAGAUGCUGCUCAAGCUGUUGCCGGGCUUUUCCCUCCUUCCCAGCACACCCAAGGCACAUCCAUGCCCGCUCCAGACCCACGGAAUCCCAGGAUGUUCGGGAUGGAAGGGACCUCGCAGCCCAUCCAGUGCCACCCCCUGCCGUGCACAGGGACACCUUCCAGAGCCCAGGUGGCUCCGAGCCCCGUCCAGCUCUGGCUUUGCCCCUUUGGGGGGAGCAGCUUUCCCGGUCCGGCGCUGCUGUGUGUGGGGAAACUGAGGCACAAUUCUCGAAGCGCCUCCGGGCCGGGAUGAGGACCGCCUCCGCUGGCCAGGGAGGAGGAGGAGGAGGCCGGCAUCAGCCGGGCCCGCCCGGGGCUGAG